Messenger RNA from Aspergillus tubingensis, 786 nucleotides. RefSeq lists its product as uncharacterized. The record is from RefSeq and is a predicted model, not a curated record. The transcript has 4 exons. Bases 1 to 786 code for a protein of 261 amino acids. NCBI's taxonomy places the organism in Eukaryota, Fungi, Ascomycota, Eurotiomycetes, Eurotiales, Aspergillaceae.
AUGAUGAAUCCACAGGCCCCCGGAUAUGAUGGGGGUGACGGGCUAAGGAUUUACGGGAAUACGGAUUGGGUAAGCUGGGCGCUGGGGGCGGCCGGGCUCAAGGUUUACCGCUUAAACUAUUCUAUUCUUUUCCAAAGCAGGGUCCCGGGGAAAUUGUCCGACUCCGGCGUCCAGCUACUAAAGGGCUCAGAAGCAAAACUCUCCGAGGGUCAACAGGCUCUCUGCCUGAGUCGGUCAGUUCCAGGAGACGAGACGCACGUGGAGGAUCUUCCGGGAGGCGGCCAAUCGAACCUUGAGCGUUACAUUGCCGGCCAAGCCACUUACCGAAAACUGAAAAUAAGGCGAGAAAAAGGCCCCAAAAGGAUGUCGGAGUCGGAGGCGGAAAGAGCCGGAGUCGGAGCCGGAGCGGGGGGCCCUGCUUCAGGCCAACUUCAGGCCAUCUUCCUUCGGGCCAACCUAAUGCGCUGCUACUGCUGUCAGCCUGCGCUGCGAUUGGCUGGCUGGUUGUUCUAUCUCGUCUUGCUGCUGCUCCUCAUCACCAUGGCCAUCAUCAUCGUCGCUCAUGGUGUCUCCAUUCCCAUGCAGGACUACCUCAGCGCUUCUUCUGCUGAAGAAUUGAGAUACGCCCGAUAUGAAAUAGGCACACUAUACAUACCCCUGCCUGUCCUGCCUCAAAACGCAGUUUGGCCCACCAUCGGCAUAAGUAUGUACUAUGUCUUCUGCCUUGGCCUCAACCACGCCUUCCUUUCUGCCGCUGCAGAAGCAAGGGGUUACCAGCAUGCAUGA